AUGUACAAAACACCCCCGCAAAAUAAGUCUGCAGCUUCGACGGAGGACUUUAAUAAGAGGACCGAAAAACCAGUACCCACGGGUGGGAAAGACAAAGGGUCAACAUCUUCGGUAAGGAAAAGCAUUGGUGAGCUGGAAUCACGUCUUGGCGCUGCACCAAAAAACAUUAAAAAAGCACAACAACACUGCCGACGAAGCAAAAUACAAAAACUCCUACUGCAAAUGGGGGUGAUGACAACCAAGUGGAUAGAGAAACGACCCAGUACUCAAAUAGAGCACAAGAAGCAAAAGCACACUUGGUAA
Molecule: messenger RNA, 303 nt
Organism: Parnassius apollo (apollo)
Lineage: Eukaryota; Metazoa; Arthropoda; Insecta; Lepidoptera; Papilionidae
Source: the annotation of a GenBank genome assembly